GCUUGUUGUGUUGUGUGUGGAGCUAGAAAUGGGGUUGGUGAGCUGCACCAAGUGUGAGUUUUAACUGCUAGAAUGGUUUGGUCAUCUAAACUUGCCAUAUAGUUUACUUCAUAGACUUAGACUUGUCUUGUAGCUUAAAUUGGACCAGUCCUAGAGAAAAGCUAGCAAACAGAGAGAGAGUGGACCAGGUGUGGCAGGUAAAGCAAGGCCGCCGAAAUACUUUGGUCGUUAGCCCUCUUCUUUUCCCUGGUCAUCUUGCUAUAUAACAAAACUGACUUCAACUUUCUUCUUGUACGUUACAUGGUUAUUACAAGUUUCUGUGUUCAUACAUAUGAAAUAUGAAAUGAUUUUUCCCCACUCUGAUGCUCUCUCAUGCAUAUAGAGGAUUGAGAAGAUAUUGGCCCUAGAGGUUGAAAUCAAUUGUUGUUGGGUAAAUUUUUGUCUGUCAAAUAUGGGAAGGCAGUUGCAUCGUGAGCACUCUGGCCUUCAAUUUGAGAGCUACCAUCCAGGCUGCCUAUGGAGCAUACUGCAUAUUCUUGAUAAUCAUCAAUGGAGAAAUGUCAAAAGGAUAAUUCCAAAUAAGAAGCACCUUAGAGGAAGAAAAGCCAUAUGCUUCGGAAAUCCAAAGACAAUAUCCCUGGAACGUGAAAGUGGUGAAGCGCAAAAUUUUCUGGAUGCUGAUAACUUUAUAGUCGAACAGGAUACUACCACAAAUUCAAUUGAAAAACAUUCAGGCAUAGCCAGCAUUAAAGCAUUAAUCAGUGAAGAGAUGUCCAAGGAGGAGAACCAGAAGCAGUUGAUUUUGGGCUUCCCUGCACAAUCAAAGUUGCAGCGAACAUAUUCAAUCCAUCAUUUAGAUCCUUCAGACUUUCGCCCUGGUAAAAUAAGCGAUGACUGGACAAAUCCAAUUAUCGUCCUUCAUAAAGAUGAAAAGACUUCGUCCACUAGAUCUCGGGUUUCAUCUCUGAAAAAGAGAACGAGGAAAAUAAUUGCAAGAAAUAAAAAGCGUGAUGUGGGUGAUAGUGUGAAUGUUGAGGACAGCUUGGGACAAUACCAGCUUUCUGGAAAGCAGGACAAAGUAAUGGAAAACUCAAAAAUUCAGAAGCAGAUAGGUACUAAGCAGCUCAGUCGAGAAAUUCUGCAUCACCAGAUUAAGGAAUAUGUGGAUGUUCUUGAGAUAUUCAAGGUAAACAAGGAGGAAUUCCUCAAACUCCUGAAGGAACCUGAUAUUGGUGUCUCAGAGAAUUUCCCUGGCCAGCAGAUUUCCAAUAGAAACGUAAAAUUAACCAAAUCAGGAUCAUUUCCGGUAGCUGAUUCAUCUCGUAUUAGAUAUCUUAGACCCAGUACACUUGAACACAAGCAGAAUGAAACUUGGGCCUUCCCAAAAGGAGAAAUGCCGGUACGCAGUACUGAAGUACCUAAUCCUGAUUCAGCGAGGUCUCAAGAAGGUUAUAAUUCAAAGACAGUGCCCUCAUUAGGGGAUGAUAAUGUGGGAAGUGCCAUUAAACAAAAAGCUAAUAAUUGUUCUCAGGGUUCAUCCCAGGUAUCUAUUCAUCAGCCUUGGAAUAAGUUGGUUAAAGGUCACUUCAGAGGUAUAAAGCGGAGACUAAGGCAUGCUAUUAAAGAGAAACAAAAGGAGAAUGACCACUCAAAGACUGAUGGAAAACAGAUGCCUACAGGUUCGGAAAACAUAAGUGUGGGCGAUGAUGGUACAGACAGCUCCAGAAUGUAUCAUGAGAGGGAUGGUUCUGAUCAUGAUCUUAGUAAAAGCAGAAGAAGACACAUGAGAAGAACAACCUCUCUAAAUGAGUCCCUGGAAAAAUAUGCUCGGUUGUUCGAGUCUAGUUCCAGCAGAGGAGCGAAGUUACCUCACUCUAACAGCUUAAAGUUGAGAAAUGAAGAUAAGACUUCUUCGAGCGAGCACACUCCAAAAUUUUUCAAAAGGAUUUCCUCCCUGUCUGAUCUUGAGUCAUUUUCAUCCUUAUUGAAUGAGUUGGCUAAUGAAUCAGAGAUGCCAGUUAGCACUGAAGUGGAUUGCAAUACAAACACUGAAAGUGAUAAUCGUGAUGAAACGAAGUCAAGUGGCCUUCCUGUUGCUACAGAUAAGCUGGAACCAUUAGAUGCUAUUGUAGAGACUCAAUUUCAAAAGAGUACUGAACAAGGAAGUGACAGCAAUGUGGGUAUUGAACAUUCAGGUGGCUUAAUGGUGGAUAAAAUUGGUGAAGAAAUUUCUAUGACAGGUGAAUUUGGUGAGAAUACCAUCGAUGCUUUAAAUGUUGGUAGCAUCCCUCCGCAAGAUCAGGAGAUUGAUUCCACAAUGAAUCCUAGUGUAUGCCUUGAUCAACCAAGUCCAGAUCCGGUGACUGAAACUUGUUUUCCAGACAAUAUACUAGACCCUGCAGAAGUUCCAAUUUCAGAAGGUUCAGAGUUGAAUCCCGUGCACAUUCAUAUCCAUGAGGCAGAUUCUUCUUUCAACCUUGAAAAUAGGUCCAAUGCAGAUUCUUUAUUAGGCUUGUGCGACAGAGUGAACACUGAUGAGGACAAUCACUUUCUGCAUUUCGAAUUGGGUAACAACGACGCUUCCUUCAAUUAUGUGAGAGAAGUUCUUCAUCUGUCAGGAUUCAUCGGAAACGAAUGCCUAGGAACUUGGUACUCACUAGACCAGCCAUUGAAUCCUUCAGUGUUCAAGGAAUUGGAAGAAUACUUGCACCAUGAAUUACAAUACUCUCCUGAGGAGAUUGGAGGAAACUGUGAGCACCAGCUUCUGUUUCAUUUAAUUAACGAGGUACUACUUGAGCUAUAUGAGAGAUCAUUCACCUACUUCCCACGAGCCUUCUCCUUCAAUAGCCACAUUCGUCCAAUGCCAAAGGGGAACCGUGUUCUUGAUGAGGUCUGGUCAAGAAUUUGCCGGUACCUCAGCUUUAGGACAAACCUGGACCAGUCCUUGGAUGACAUUGUGGCUCAAGAUUUGGCAAAGGGUGAUGGUUGGUUGACUCAACAAUUUGAAACAGAAUGUGUGGUUCUUGAGCUAGAAGAUUUGAUAUGCGAUGAACUCUUUGAUGAACUUAUUUACUCAUGAGAGAGUUGAGUUGAGGCCACACAGUCAUGCUCAUGUUCUCUGUAGGAAAACUUUGUAUAUAAAAUUUUGUUACGCUUUGAUUGUACAUACUUAAUAGGGAGGAAAGAAAUUCUUAUAUAGGAAUUCAUGUAGUUGUGCUCUGUAAAAGGUUGGAACUUGGAUGAGUUCUGUUAUUUGUGAAAACCUUAGAGAUUAUACCUGCGUGUAGGUUCAAAUUCAGUAUAAUAAAGAUUUUACUUUGUUGUGAUUAAAUUCCUGGAGUAUGUAAGUGAAGCUUUUUCCUGAUUCAGUUUGCAGAUUCUUCAUUGUAUGACAGAAUUUAUGGAAGAUGAAGUGAGGAUAUAAAGCUGCUAAGAUCUUGUAAAAUA
Messenger RNA from Pistacia vera, 3447 nucleotides. Its product is annotated as protein TRM32-like. Lineage: Eukaryota; Viridiplantae; Streptophyta; Magnoliopsida; Sapindales; Anacardiaceae. The transcript is spliced from 5 exons. The record is from RefSeq and is a predicted model, not a curated record. Bases 452 to 3079 code for a protein of 875 amino acids.